Molecule: messenger RNA, 2767 nt
Organism: Sebastes umbrosus (honeycomb rockfish)
Lineage: Eukaryota; Metazoa; Chordata; Actinopteri; Perciformes; Sebastidae
Gene: ecd
Product: ecdysoneless homolog (Drosophila)
Exons: 14
Coding region: 265-2262 (665 amino acids)
Cellular component (GO): nucleus
Source: RefSeq, a predicted model, not a curated record
UUUUAUUUUCAGUGUAAAUUUAUGUAUGAUAUAGGUUUUUUUUUUUUAUCUGUAGAUGAAUCGAAUGGGUUAAUAUAAAAGGUAGGAACUAUUAUUUUGUUACACAAUUUGGGGGGUAGUCGAGUAGAAUUCACAGUAGGACCUAAACAGUGACAUGUGUGGCGUUCAAGUAGCGUAGGUAGGAAUUAGACAAGUUUCAUGUUUUGUCCUGCAUUGAAACAUUUAUAAACACGACAAGAGACUGUCUUUUCUACUACUGUGAACAUGGACGCCCUGCAGAGGAGAGAGAUCCAGGAGGACAUGGUUCAGUACCAACUCUUCUUGAUGCAGCCAGACGGUUCAGCUUCACAGCACACUGAGGAAUAUCUCACACAUCUGGUGGAGGAGAUGUUGGCAAAGGUUGCCCCACUAUUGAUACAACACAUCUGGCAGCAUCAGUCAUUCAACCUCAAGUAUCAUCCUGAGAAAGGUGGUAUCCCUGCUCACAUUGGAGGUAGCACUCAGUUUGGGGAUAAUGUGGAGGACGAGUGGUUUGUUGUUUACCUCCUGCAGCAAAUCACAGAGGUCUUCCCAGAGCUUGCUGCCAGAGUUGAGGACAAUGAUGGGGAGUUUCUUCUGAUUGAAGCAGCAGAUUAUCUUCCCAAGUGGCUGAAUCCGGACACCAGUGAAAACAGGGUCUUCUUCUACAGAGGAGAAUUGCAUAUUCUGCCCUGUCCCUCCAAAUCCAGUCCAGUGGGGGUCUCAAAACAUGUGGCACCAAGUGUGGCACAAGCUCUAGCACUGCUCUCCUCCCACCCAGAGGCCUGUCGGGCAAGCCCCAAGAUCUGUUCAGCCCUGAGGAAGCGAUUAGAGGGGUACCCAGAGAAGAUUAAAGCUGGCCUCCAUCGUGCCCACUGCUUCAUACCCUCAGGUAUCGCCAUAGUGUUAGCACAACGACCAGACCUGGUCGCCCCCGCAGUGUCAGCGUUCUACCUGCGAGAUCCAGUAGACCUGCAGGCAUGUCGAAGUUUCAAGACCUUUCCCCCCGACACAAGAGUCCUCACCUCGGUGACAUUCACCCGUUGCCUGUACGCCCAGCUGCAGCAGCAACAGUUCACCCCAGACCGGAGGAGCGGCUUCACACUGCCUCCUCACUCUCAUCCCCAGUACAAAGCCCAUGAGCUCAGCAUGAAACUGGCCCAUGGCUUUGAGAUCCUGUGCUCUAAGUGCAUGUUGCCAUCAUCGGAGCCUGAUGCCCCCAUCAGUUGUAACCCUCAGUGGAAAGGCUUCAUGGACAGCCUGAAAAGGAACGGCUACUUCCGGGGAGAACUGGAAGGUUCGGCCCGUUACAGAGAACUGACAAGAUCUGCGGAAAACUUCUUCAAACAGUCCGUCGCUUCAAACUCAAGUGCUUCGUCCCCGGGUGAGGAUGUUCUCCAGCUGCUGCACGGCUGCAGUCCGUUCAACUUGGAGGAGCUGAAGAAACAAGAGUCACAGCUCCCCCAAGAGGACAAUGACAGCUGGCUGGAUAUCACAACUCAGGAUUUGGAGCGCAUGUUGCAGGAGAGGAGUGGGGGGAGAGCUGAUGUUGGCGGCCAAAACUCCAGCUCAACCAAACAGACACAGGGUGCAGAGGAGAGGAGGAAGGAGAUGGAGGGCGUCAAGGAGGAAGAGGAAGCUGUUUUCAGCCUGGUAGCAGUCAGUCAGGGGAUGAAGAACUUCCUCAAUGCCAUGUCGUCGCAUGAAGGUGCCGAACUUCCCUGGAGCAGUUCAACUCAGCCUUUCAGUUUUGAUCCUGACUCCAUGUCCAACGCACUGGACAGACUGCUAGGAAGCAAAGAAGAAGAGCUAGAUUCAGAUGAUCUAGAUGAUGAUGAUGAUGAAGGUGAUGAUGAUGAUGAGGAGGAGGAGGGAGAGAAAGAAGAGGGGUCCUCUGGUCACACAGAGGUGAACGGGACAGAAACGUUGGACGGUCUCAGAGGAUACAUGGACCAAAUGGAUCAGGAGCUGAUGAGCACUAAUAUAGGGCAAAGCUUCAGUCUGACGAAUUACAACAAGGCCGGCUCGGACAACGGCUCCGCUCAACCCUCCGCCACGGACGGUGUCCCGAAACAUGGAGGGGUGGAAGAGACAGAGGAGGAGAUCCAGCCUCUGGACGUCGACCUCAAUCUGGUCGCAAACCUGCUCGAGUCCCUCAGCUGCCAGGCCGGGCUGGCCGGACCGGCUUCUAACCUGCUACAGAGUCUGGGUAUACACCUACCACCCAACUCUGACCCCUCGUAAAGGACAAGAGGUAGGCUGAGAAACUGAAACACGCAGCAGCUGGGAUGAGCAUCUAGAGCUAAAGCUGGUAGCUGAAUGCCUUCAUUCACAUUGACAGUAAUUCGGUUGGCAAAGCACUCAUGGAUGUCGUAGACAUCCUGUGGAGCUUUUAUUGCAAGCAAACACUGUUUUGUUUACAUUAAGUGUUUUCUCACCGAAACUGUAAAACUGUAUUAUUUAGGAAUGAAAAAUACGUUGGGUGCAUUUCCUACAUCAUAAAACAUUCGCUUUUGGAUUGGACAUGCAUAGUUUGUAGUUUACAGUUAGUACUAAAUAUACUGUGCACCAGUACAAAAAAGGAAAGAAAGCUCAUACACGUGCACAAGAUACAUUUAAGAUGACAUUAAUUUAAACUACACUUAAAACUGCAUUUGGUAACUUUGAGCAAAUGUGCUAAAAAAGUUAUUUUUAAAAGACAGUCACUAUAUCCUGACAGUAGUGCAUGAGACAGAUCAUCUGUGAAAAA